AUGUCACACCUAAACCUCUACGGUCGAGGUCUUAGCCUUCGCAUUGCCAUCCUCAUCACCUGUCAGGUUUCAUUUACAGUCUAUGGCUACAAUCAAGGCGUCUUCUCGGGGAUCGUUGGCAAUGAAGACUUCCUCGAUAUAGUGCAUCACCCCGGCGCGGUAUUCGUGGGAUUCAUCGUAUCCAUCUACAACAUCGGAUGCAGUGCAGGGGCAAUCCUCGCCUUCCUAACGAGCGAUCGGCUCGGGUUCCGCUGGACAAUGUGGCAGUCGACGGCGUGGGUUUUGAUUGGAGCCGUCUUGCAAGCGAGCUCCUUCACCACCGCGCAGCUGCUCGUCGCCCGCUUUGUCACUGGCAUUGGGGUGGGCACCAUGACUACCGUCACGCCGGUUUACCAAUCUGAACUCUGCGAAGCGCGCAGGCGAGGAAUGUACGUUUGCAGCCAACCCUUAUGUGUGGGCGUCGGCAUCGUGCUUUCUUAUUGGUUUGACUACGGAAUGAGCUAUGUCGACGGACCCAUGAGCUGGCGACUUCCCAUCGCCUGCCAGGGGGUACUGGUUAUUUUUAUUGCCGGGAUGGUUGUGGGACUUCCUGAGAACCCGCGCUGGCUCUAUCGCAGGGGGAACGUUGCCCAGGGCUUUCAGGUCCUGUGUGACUUUUAUGAUUGUCUUCCGGAUGACCCCAAAGUUAUUAAGGAGUCGGAGGGCAUUCAGCGAGCCAUUGAGCUCGAUGCCUUACGGGGUGAAUACAAAUGGAGUCAGCUGUUCAAGAAAGAUGAGCUGCGGACCGGUCGACGCGUCUUACUGGCUUUUGGCUUGCAGUUCAUGAACCAGAUGUGUGGUGUCAACAUGAUAGUAUCCUACGUGACCUCCAUCUUCGAGACCAACAUCGGCCUCGACAAGAAAACCAGUCUCCUCAUGGGCGGCGUGAUCCAAUUCAUGUUCAGUCUUGGCGCAUUCUACCCAACCUUUUUCGUCGAUCGGCUCGGCCGUCGGAAACCCAUGCUCUGGGGCUCAUUCGGCCUCUUCCUCUGCAUGAUGAUGAUCUCCAUUCUUCUUUCCUUCCAAGGGACGGCCGUCGAGACAGAAACCGCUUCGGCGUCGGUGGCAUUCUUUUUCCUGUUCUUGCUAACAUUUGGUGCCUCGCUGAACUGCAUCCCUUGGGUGUAUGGCCCGGAGCUGCUGCCCCUGCAUGUUCGCGCUAAAGGAACAGCCAUUAGUAUCGCCGCCAACUGGCUAUGGAAUUUCUUCAUCUCAAUGAUCUCUCCCACCUUGAUCGAGGACUUGGCCUGGAAGGGGUAUCUGAUUUUCAUGUGUUUCAAUUUCCUCUUCAUUCCGACAAUCUAUUUUUUCUACCCCGAAACCGCCGGCCUAACACUCGAACAAAUCGACACCCUGUUCCUCACCAAACGCUCCGCCCUCCCACCGCCGGACGAAGAGCAUAUCCACUGCGACUGCGGCAUAGAACGACCCGACGAGAAAGACUCGGGCCCUGGGAGCGGAGAUGAUAAGAAAUGUCCUCGGCCUCGCGUGACGGAGGUAUCGGUUACGGACGAUGGAUCGGGGUCUUCUUAUUCGUCUUCUCCUACUUCUACGUCUAGAUCUGCGUCUGGGACCUCGCCGGUCGAGGAGGAUGUUAUUACCCCUGUUGACGGGGGUGGGACGAAGGAUAGGGGUAAGGAUAUGGAUAUCAGGCCUGCGGCGGAUGGUGCUGGUGGUGCCACCGGUGGUGAUGGGCCUGCUUCAUCUGGUAGGUUGGGCUAA
Molecule: messenger RNA, 1761 nt
Organism: Aspergillus melleus
Lineage: Eukaryota; Fungi; Ascomycota; Eurotiomycetes; Eurotiales; Aspergillaceae
Product: sugar transporter-like protein
Exons: 9
Coding region: 1-1761 (586 amino acids)
Biological process (GO): carbohydrate transport; transmembrane transport
Cellular component (GO): membrane
Molecular function (GO): carbohydrate:proton symporter activity
Source: RefSeq, a predicted model, not a curated record